Messenger RNA from Marchantia polymorpha subsp. ruderalis, 4842 nucleotides. The record is from the annotation of a GenBank genome assembly. NCBI's taxonomy places the organism in Eukaryota, Viridiplantae, Streptophyta, Marchantiopsida, Marchantiales, Marchantiaceae.
CGGGCUCCACCACGUAGCUGCCCGGACUGAACCCUGCGCCUGCGCUGUCCUACGCUGCUGGAACAGACGCAGCGGAGCAGAGCACGGGGAGGACAGAGAGAGUUGAGACUUGAGAGCAUGGAUGGCCAGAAGUUCUGCUCGUAAGCAUUGUCGUGAGAAUUGAAUUGCUGGGAUCGGGGAUUCUUGGUAUUGGCCGUAAAUGUGAAAGUCCAAAGGGAGAUGGAAAAUUUUAGGCUUCGGAAGGGUCCCUACAGGGGUGACGUUUCCGCGCUCUGCCUGGUUUCGUCCCCUGUUGAUCGCCGUCUUUUGCUCGCCGGCACUGGGCCACAUCUUUUGCUUUAUGAAAUUCUUACAGGAACACUUUUAAGCUCUAUUGAUGCCUUUGAUGGUGUUAGAGUGCAUGGUAUAUGCUGUGGACCAGCUAUUAGAAAGAAAUCGGAUCCAACCAGUUCAAGUGGAGAAACCCGAUUAUUUACGGUGCUCGUGCAUGGAGAAAGGAGAGUUAAAGUGUUUGAGAUGCUUUCCGUACAUAAGGACGAAAAUCCUCAACUAAAAUUGUUACAGUCUCUGCCCAGAUUCAGUCAUUGGGUCAUGGAUGUACGACUUUUCCCGAGUAAGCAAGCUGAAACUCAAAUACCUCACGCAGCUGGCACAGAAGAAGUAAUGCUCAUGGCUGUUGGUUUAAGUAACAACACCAUCUGCUUGUGGGAUCUCUCGAAUUCUGCCAUUCUCUAUCGAGUUGAAUGUUCAGAGAGGUUACUGCUGUAUUCAAUGAGACUGUGGGGUGAUUCACCAGAGACCCUGCAUGCUGGCGUCGGCACUAUAUUCAACGAGGUUCUUGUUUGGAGAGUGGGUCGCCAAGUUGCAGAGGUAGAGGAUUCUUCAAGGCGUUUAACGGCUCAAAGAGAAGCUCAGGUGCUGCAAGGAGUACCCACCCAUAGAUGCUCAGAACCCUUAACUGCAAUUGAAGAAGUUGUCGAACCCUUGCAGACGCUUGCCGGUCACGAAGGUUCGAUAUAUCGAUUGACGUGGGCAAUUGAUGGUCUUACCUUAGUUUCUGUGUCUGAUGACAGGAGUGCACGUGUUUGGCACAGUGGAGGUAGAGAUAUUAGUACUGGUGAUCAGUGGGUUCUGCCUGUGAAGGUUGGCCCGGUGCUUUAUGGACACGGAGCCCGUUUGUGGGACUGCUAUGUUUCAGAAAAGCUGUUGAUUACAGCAAGCGAAGACUGUACAUGCCGUAUAUGGACGACAGAUGGAAAUUGUCUGACGACUCUGAAGGGCCACCAGGGUCGAGGAAUUUGGCGUUGUGUCUAUGAUCCAGAUCUGAACGUUGUCGUGACUGCUGGUGCUGAUUCUUCUAUCAAGAUUCAGUCUUUGGAUAAGUGGUCACAAAGAAUUGACAACGGUGUUUUGGACCGACACAUCGACUCGAAUGCAAGAGGUUCUCAGUCCAAGCAAGAGGUCUUUAGUAUUGAUCCUGUGUGGUCAGAUGCUACGGUGAAAGGAUCUGGGUAUCUGGAUAGCAAGAGUGAAUAUGUGCGUUGUAUGAGGCUAAGUGAUCAGUCCUCACUCUAUAUUGGUACCAACCAAGGGUAUGUGUAUCAUGUUCAACUAUCACAAAAGCAUGAGCCUGGCUGGACAACACUUGUAGACAACCUGGGAGCACCAGUUGUAUGCAUGGAUGUCCUGGUACAAUCAAAGUCAAAGAAGAACGAAGACCUGCGUGACGAAGACUACCAUCAAAGCGGCGAUAUGGUCGUAGUAGGUGACGGGAAAGGAAAUGUGACUGUUGUCCUAGUAAAGACUGGAGGUCAUACGCAUUGUGGUUGGCGCUAUACAUGGGCCGCUGAAAAGGAGCGUCAACUGCUUGGGGUUUUCUGGUGUAAAUCCUUGGAAGGAAGAUUUGUUUUUACAACAGAUCCUAAAGGCGCCUUCCUCAUGUGGCGUUUGAGUGAUAUGAAUCACGGAGACAGCGCCAGCAACAGGUCUCCCGACACAAGAGCAAAUGACGACGCAAAAGUUGCUGAAAAGAAGAUAAAAGACACACCUGUGUUGGUAGCAGUGGGAAAAUGUUCGUAUGGACGCGUUGUCUGCAUGGAUGUAUGUCCCACUCAGCAGCUCAUAGUGUGUGGAGGGAAGCAGGGAAGCUUGACAGUAUUCUCUUUCCCGAGGAAUAUACUUGAAAAUCGUGAAGAUAAACGACACUUAUUACACAGUUCAAGUGAGACUCCCUUAGAACUGCAGAGCGUGGCCGUUUUCAAGGGUGCCCAUGGUAUAUCUGCUGUCACACAUGUCUCUUUUGUUCCUAAGCAGUCUGGGGAACAAGCUAAGAUACUCUCGACUGGCAGAGAUGGGUGUGUUUGUAGAUUUCAUCUUGAAAGUCAUGUGGCUGCUACCGUGGCUCCUCAAAUGCUUUCCUGCUCAGGAAUCGAAAAGGUGGCUGCAGUGUCGAUGUUGGAGUGCUUGGAACACACAAAUGGUGCACCCAAUUGGACAAAUUUGGAAAGGAAAAUUGCAGUUGGUUUCACUGGCAGUGACUUCCUGUUGUGGGACACGACUCACAAGAGCGAGCUGUUGAGGGUAACAUGCGGAGGAUGGAGGAGGCCCUUUUCUUAUAUUGUUGGAGAGAUGCCUGACUUUCAACAUGCUUUUGUGUUUGUUAAGGGCCAAGUUAUCCAAGUGCAUCGACAUUGGAUCAACUCCAUUGGAGCUGCUCUUGCAAAGGCAGAGUUGGACGUAGCAACUCAAUCCCUCCGUGGUCAGUUCCAUGGGAAGGAGAUCAACUCUGUUCAGAUCUUUCGUUGUGUAGGAGCACAGGCAGCAAUCGACCAGAGUGUUAUGAUAGCCACCGGAGCUGAAGAUGGAACUGUUAGAAUUUCCAGCUAUCUGGAGGCCAAGCAGGAACAGCUGGAUGCAAACUCGGUACUUGGAGAUCAUGUCGGUGGAUCAGCUGUCAGGUCUUUGACCUUAGUAGAUAAGAUACAUUCUCUCGGUAAAGGUUUAGACCUUACUCGGGAUCCAGGUGAAAGACUUGAAUCUUGUUCCGGAGAUGGUGGAAGAAGUGACACAAGACAAUUCCUUUUUUCAGCUGGUGCCAAGGAGGUUUUGACAUGCUGGCUUCUUGAUUGGUUACCUGAAACCUUGGAUGGGGAAGAGCCUUAUGUUGGAAAGGAGAAGACAGGCCAUACUCCACCCUCAGCUUAUGAGAAUCUUCAAGACGUAAUUGCUUUUAACAGUUCGAACUUUACUUCCCAGUGGCUUAGUACCCGAAUGCCCCAGAGGAAACGCUUACCGGCGUCCUCCCGUGACGGGGAGGAUAGCUCAGCUGAGUUUAAAAAUCUGAGUAACCUUGUUACUCAGCUGGCAACUGAAGAUGAUGAUGAAAAGGGAGACACAGGUAUUGCCAUGAAGGUGGACGAUGAUGAUCAUCGCUAUCUGGCCAUGACAGCCUUCGCAGUCAGAUGUGCCAUCACUCGGAAGGUUGUGUGUUUCGUCGUGACAGCAAGUUCUCAUGCUGCAAUAAGCCUCCACGCCUUCCAUGUGGCAACUCGGUCUUGGAAUGAGGUUGCGACUCUGGAUUAUCAAGAGGCUCCUGUCCUUACUAUAGAACACAUCAUCGCUCCGUUGUCGAGCCAACAGUCAGGCAGCGGUGAUGCAUACGUUAUUCUGACUGGAGCAACGAAUGGGAACAUAGCUUUUUGGGACGUCACCUGUGCCGUAGCUGACUACAUGAAUUCCGGCGGCCUCGAUACGCAAGAGUCCGUUGUGAGUGUCUCACGUCCAUUAACAGGGCGAGGUAGUCAGGGUGGUAGACGUAGAAAGACCAGGGAGGAACUCAAGUUGGCCAAGAAAUCUAAAGCCAAAUUGGGGAAGCUGAAAGGGGAUGAUCCGAAUGAGAAUAUUGAAUCUGCAAUGCAAGUUUCUACCUCAUGCGGAGUAAGCGAGUUUGCACAUGACACGCUUACGUCUCUUCCGACAGAUUGUGUAAGGUCUGAUACUGAUGAACUGUUUGGUGCACAAGCACAUGACACUUCGAUCAAUUUACAAAACAUUCCAGCUACCCCCGUAUUGUCCUUUCUUCAAGAAAUCGUAGCUCCACAUCAAUCAGGGGUAAACUGCAUGAGCAUAGCGAGGUUACAAAAUUCUGGAGACGAAGGGUCCGGCACAUCAGAACUGGUUUACAUGGUGAUCAGUGGUGGAGAUGACCAAGCAAUACAUCUGACAACGUUCAAGUUUAUGAACAGAGAAGCGGAAGAUUCACAAGGAGAGGCGUUGCAGCAGACGUCUCUGGUCUUGCAGUGCUUGAGUCGCAGUACAAUCGCCUGUGCUCACAAUUCUGCUGUCAAGGGAAUAUGGACAGAUGGAUCCUGGGUGUUCAGUACUGGACUGGAUCAACGUCUAAGAUGCUGGAAAAUCAAGACCGAGUUUUGUAUGGAGCAGACGACUCGUUUUCAGUCGAUCGUCGUGGAUUCAGAAGGCCAAGAAUCUGAUUGUCCUUUGGUGGAGUGUAUGUCUUGUGUUAUAGACACUCCUGAGGCUGCUUCUUUACACGUCAGCAGUAAUCCGCUGGGGAAAUAUCACAUUGCCGUAGUUGGAAGAGGGUUGCAAGUGAUCAACUUUGAUAGCAUGUGUGACCUACGCUGAAGGACACUUAAUCAUAAUUAUGCUUGAAAUCAUGGCUCCGAAAAUGCAUGUCAUUGAAGGUCUCAAAAUAGCUUUCCCAAGGAUCGCAAUCCUGUGACAUGUUUCGAUGAUCCUGUACAGCACUAUUUACUUCUCUGUAUCGAUGUUGAACACCACUCAAUCUUAAUCGGCUUUAUCAUAUGUUCCAACACUUCCAGG